UGUGUGCCAGUCCCUCUCUCCCCUUUCACUUCCUCAAAGUGGCCGCAGCUCCUCUCUUUUCUCUUGUCCUCUCUACAUCCCUCCAGCACUCUCUUUCUUGCCGGCUCUGCUCACUCGCCUCGGCAAGUUAAACGGAUCUCGGGCUGCGAGUCUCUCAAACUCCCUCUGAAGACUUUAUUUGUACCUCUAUUUUUUGUUCUCCCUGCGCUCCUUCACCUUCCCCUCCGGAGAGGCCGGUUGGUGUGUGUCUGGCGUGUGCUCGUGGCCCCGAGGGACUCCCUAAAGGUUGUGACCGGAGGAGAAAAGCUUUCAGCACAAUGAAUGUUCAGCUGCUGCUGGUGUUGGCCCUGGCCGGCCCCUUCUGCGCCUUCACACAUGCAAGCCCCACAGAGAUCCCCAAAGACCUCGAUGUUGGGACUGUAGCAGAAACCGUACCGGAAGUCACAGGGGCUACGAAAGUGGACUUUACUAUAAUCACCGGUCCUCCUGUAAUCGAUCCAGCGGUGGCAACAGAAGUAGUCCCAACAGAAGUAGUCCCAACAGAAGUAGUCCCAGCAGAAGAAGUCCCAACAGAAGAAGUCGCCGCAGCAGAAGUUGUCACCGAGGCGGCGCCUCCCGCCAUCACAGUCAAUACUGAAGAGGUCGUCGUUGAAACGGAGGCCGCUGCUUCUGAGGCAACAGAACCCAUCAUCACUGACCCCCCUGUCGUGGAGACCGCAGCCCCCACUGAGACGGCACAGGUCGAGGUCCAACCCACGGGAGCUUCCAUGGCCGACGUGGUCAUUGAAGACGACCCAGAGGAGGGCCUGAGUUCAGGCCAGGUCGUCGGCAUCGUGAUCGGCGCUCUGCUGGCCGUUGUCAUCGUCAUCGCCGUGGUGAUUGCUGCGGUGAGGAGAAUGGGAAAAUACUCCCCUUGAAGAAGAAGUCGGUCAAGCAGCAGGAGCGCCCAAAGUUCUGGCAAAUCUGAACUACUGAACUGUGACGUCAUAUUAAAACCAGCACGAUACCAGAACUAAACUAAUCCGCCCAGGACUCUGGACUGUUGCCAAAAAAACGAUGGGGGGGGGGGGGGGGUGUUAAUGUAUGAACUGUAUGUAUGUGAGACGAGAGAGGGUACACGAGCAAACAUCGUCACUUUCCCUUCCGGAGCCGCUGAUUAGAAAGGCUCCCGCCCCCACCCCACCUACCUCCUUACUCCCUUGGAGAAAACGAAGCAAGGUGACGAUGGCAGGAUGUAAAUAGGAAUUUGAGGCCUUUUCAAAAAGCAUUUUGUGAAGAAAAAAAGAGAGAAAGAAAGGUAAGAGAUUAUCUGACAUCCAGGCAUAACACCUCCCUCCUUUAAAAGAGUGACUGAUUUAGAUUUGCAUGAAAGUUUGAGAUAUAUGGAUAUUAGUGACGAAGAGAAGGAAAAAAAAGGAAAUGAAAUACAAAUGGAAGGUGCGAGCAGUGGAGACUGCUAGAAAUACCACAGGAUGUAUAUACAAUGCGAGGGGACUACAUAGUAUACAGCGAAUGACUUUCUCAUAUGUUGCAGUUGCAUAGGCUAGCAUUUGAUAUUAUGGAACACACAGUACAUCCAGGCAGGCUAUUGUUGUGGCUAACAGACCGUUUGAAGCAGCCCUGAGCCCCAGUUAAAGCGUUUCUUCUGGUGCAGCCAGAAGCCCUGCUGUGUUGGCCGACUGUAUGAAGCACCGUGUGCAGAAGUUGUUUUGACAUAACACACUCGGGAGCUCUGAGGGCGAGCACGGAGCCAACGGGAAGGAAAAGGCACCCUCGUUUGCAAGAGUAAUGUGACAUUCUGCCCACUUUAACACUGACAUAUAAAAACCUAAUACAUAUCUGUGAGAUUUAGCAGAAGGGUUUGUGCCACUGUCUCUGGUAUUCUCGAGGUAGUUAGGAGGACUUUAACUUUUGAAGUGCAUUAUUAAUGUGAAUUGACUGUCCCUUUUAACUGCCACCCAUUCCAGACAUAUCAGCUGGUCUGUUGUUCCUUGUGGCUUACACACAGCCCUCGGUGAUUAGACAUAGUGAUAGCAUUGUCUUGAUGUCUUCAUAGUACUUCUGUUAAUAGUUAGACGACCAGAACAGCCAUACAGUCUUUAAAUUGAGCUAAUCCCUGAUUGCGUGCACAGGAGGACAUUUUAUAGUUGCACUUAGUUUUAGUGCACAGUAUUAGGCAGUAAAGCCCUAUUUAGUUAUAUUUGUAUUUGUAAGUGUGCUAAAUGGGUGUACAGAUAAUGAAGUCUCAGCUUCGCUCCGCUUGCUUUACAAACUCGUUUAAUAUGUGCACUGAAUGAGUGAUGUCAUGUUUAAUGAAUAGGCUUUAGACACUGCAAAUGUUUGCAACGACAUGUCUUUGUUUCCUCUGCUUUGCCACGUAUCAUCAGUUCUAGGCCUUUCAAUGUGUGCCUUCUGAUUUGUUUGAAGCCUUUUAUUUAAUUGCAGUGUUUUUGUUCAUACUGUUUCAAUAAAAAAUGGAAAACACUCUAAAAGCUC
Molecule: messenger RNA, 2496 nt
Organism: Pseudoliparis swirei
Lineage: Eukaryota; Metazoa; Chordata; Actinopteri; Perciformes; Liparidae
Gene: pdpn
Exons: 4
Coding region: 318-917 (199 amino acids)
Source: RefSeq, a predicted model, not a curated record